Molecule: messenger RNA, 492 nt
Organism: Rotaria socialis
Lineage: Eukaryota; Metazoa; Rotifera; Eurotatoria; Philodinida; Philodinidae
Source: the annotation of a GenBank genome assembly
AUGCACAAGUUAACUAUACAGUUGCUAGCAGCAACUUUGACUAUUAUCUGCUUAUGUACUGCUCAAGAAGGUCCAUCUGAUAUCGUUUUACUUCCUGUUACACCAAUUUUAAUUCCACGUCCAACCAUAAAAAUUCCUCCAGUUACUAUUAAUCCAAAUGUUCUAUGCCUUUUAUUUCCGUUACCUAAUCGAUGUAAUCCAUGCAAAUUUGGUCAACCACUUCAAAACGUUCCUUGUGGACAAGGACAGCGACUAUGCGCAUCUCGCAAUGGUACAUGCAAAGUGAAUAUAUACGAUAGAGCUUAUUGUUGUCCGAAUGAGCAUCAAGGCUGUUGUCCACCAGUAGUAUCAUCUCCUAUUGUUUUUGGACCUCUUGAUAUACCAAUCCAUCUUCCUGUGUGUCUGCCAGCAUGUAAAACAGAUGCUGAUUGUCGAAUUUAUCAAAAAUGUUGUGGAACCUGCAAUAGAUGUACCAAUGCUACACUUGCAUAA